Molecule: messenger RNA, 654 nt
Organism: Dicrocoelium dendriticum
Lineage: Eukaryota; Metazoa; Platyhelminthes; Trematoda; Plagiorchiida; Dicrocoeliidae
Source: the annotation of a GenBank genome assembly
AUGAAUACAAAUUCGGGACCUUAUUUGGAUAAAAACGUACCACCUUUCUUCAUACCAGCCACUUACAAAGGUCACCAGUCGGGUUUAUCUGUGGCGAAUAAAACUGCUGCGACCGGUUUCGUGAUCGCAACCAACCAUCUUAACACUUCAAGCAAAGGUGAUUCGGCGCAAGUGGGGUCUUUGAAUCCGACUGUUGCCAAGACAACAACAAGCGUUACCGGAUGGAAUCAACUACCUGGACCAUUGUUCGCCUCCCCCAGCGGUAUGCUGAAUUUGUCUCACUACAAUUACACUCCGGUGCAAAAGGCUCAGCUCAGUAAAAGUGCGGAGAAGAGCAACGGUGAGCUAGCUAAUCGGGGUGACACAGAGGUUGGAUCCAAUGUCGCGGAUAUGAGCCUCAACACUGACGUGACGGCAGCGGAGAAAGAGAAGAAACGGAAGCGGUUCCGUAGGCCUCGAAAAAACAGUAAAUUGGAUAGGUUGAUUCGCUUUCUUGAAGACAAACGCAUUGGAGACGAUGAUAAUGAGGAGGAGCUGGAGGAUCUUCAAAUGCCUAGGUUACGGAAAGUUCUCAAUAUCAUAUUUGUUACGUUUGGUGUCUGCUUUUUGUUGGCAGUUAUUACUGUAAUCCUCUACACGACUAUUGCUAACUGA